Messenger RNA from Tremella mesenterica DSM 1558, 1410 nucleotides. RefSeq lists its product as uncharacterized. The transcript has 2 exons. The record is from RefSeq and is a predicted model, not a curated record. Bases 1 to 1410 code for a protein of 469 amino acids. Lineage: Eukaryota; Fungi; Basidiomycota; Tremellomycetes; Tremellales; Tremellaceae.
AUGGGUGUACAGUCUCUACCUCCUCAAACUCUCGGUCCCAGACGUCCUCCGGCUUUAUCUACCAUGUUUGAAGAAGAUCUUGAACGUUGUAUCAUCUGCGGAAAUCAGUGUGAGAGUUUGUAUUGCUCAUCAAAAUGUCGCCUCGAUGAUUUGAAAGGCACGCCUUCUCCGGCUAGAAAUGGCCAAGCACCCAUACGUCUCACCGCUCAAUUACCUCUUUCCCUCAGUCCUCUCAUCCGUCCUACGCACCAGAUAUCUCCCAAAAUUCUCGCUCGCAAACCUCGGUCAGCCCGGUCGGAUAGUUCGGGUUCAGAUUCGUCUCUCGGUCAUUCGCCCAAUACCAUCCCUUCCGGCCCGGGCUCGCCACACAAAGAUAUCUUAAAUUUGCCACCCCCCGCAUACCCGAUCCAGCAAUCUUUGACAUUUGCAGGAAGCAUGCCUGUAAAAAUUCCUGCUCUCCUUCCUAAACCUCCCAGUCCUCCCCAUGGUUCGGUCAGUCCUUAUCCUUCUUCACGCCCCUUGGCCAUGGGAGGUUCGAUCGACACUUUACAUUUCGGUCGUAAACCAGGUGCGACCAAUAGUGUAACUUCGCCUAACGCUCUCAUUCCCAUGUGUGCUUGUGGAAAACCUGCCAAUCAUAAAGGUCGACAGAGUAGUAAAGAACGAGAAGGUUCUGGUUUUUCUCGUCUUUCCCUCGGACCAGCCAUAACCUCCGCCGAACCUGAAAACAACGCUCAUCCAAUACGAGUGAACCGUGUGGUCUCCGAUCCGAUCGUACCAACACCACAUGAACGUUUCCUGACGCAAAAGUCCGAUAAAUUAGCUCUACCUCAAGAGAACCAUCGAGCUUAUGGUAUUUCUAACAUGCUGGGCGGUUCACUUCUUUCCCGCUCUCGAUCAGAUCCCAUGCCUCCCAAUCUGGCCAGUCUGAAUACUCCAAGACGAAUAUCAAGUGCACAAAUCGUACCUUUCACUCCUCAUCAAUCGACCGAUGUGGAGAUAUUGGCAUCACCCCUUCCAGGAGGCGGUGCUCCGCCUUCUUUAGCUCCAACUCAUAUGCCUGAGAGGAGAGGGAGAAGUAGAGAAAGACAUCAACACCCCACUCUUGAUUCCCCUGGUAGUCUUCUGGUUCAACCGCCAGAGAGGGAACGUCCACCUUCUCGAUCCCGUCAGAGGAGAGAUGAAGAACAACGUGUUGUAAAGAAAGAACGUGUGUCUCCAAUUUCCACUCCCAAUGAACCGCCUCAGAUCUUGCCUAGCUGGUCGACCGACGAGAAAGCGGGUGGAGAAGUCGUUCCUGCUCGUCCACCCGGAAGUGGGAAUAAGAGUCCAAUCUCGCCAGCCAGGGGAGUGAUGAGGGAAGAGGAUUUACAAAGAGCUAAUAAAGUGCUCCGGGGAGUGUUUGGGUGA